Lactuca virosa is the source of this 3482-nucleotide messenger RNA. Lineage: Eukaryota; Viridiplantae; Streptophyta; Magnoliopsida; Asterales; Asteraceae. The record is from the annotation of a GenBank genome assembly.
AGUGUUUUUGACAACAUCAUAGUGAGAAAGAAGUCGAAUUUUUUUAGGAUAUGAGUGAGGACUUGAUCGUUUGACUUGGAUGAACAACAAAAACCUCAAAAAUCCCAAUUUUAGUCUGCCCCCAAAAAGGCGAUUCCAAAUUAAACGAAGAUAGAGUGAGACUGCUUGCAAAUACGUGUAUCAGCCUAUAGCUUAAUCAAGAAAUCACAAUCAGAAACUGUUUCGUUAAAUUAGGAGAUUCUUCCAAGAUGUUCUUCAGGUUCCAAGCUCAUUAAAAUGAAGGUGGUAUUCUGAGAAUCAGUUCUUCCCAUACAGAUUCAUUCUACUUUGAUCUUACACCUUUGAAAAUGAGUUACCCCCAUACAAAUUCCUUCCAGUUUUCAUGGUAUUCUCAAAUCAAGAUUUGCCACCAUUAAUUUUAACUUUCCAGAAAGGUCUAAACAUACAGUUUCUACAAUGGAGCAAUCAAAAAGCGACAACCAUCUUCAAUACAAUUCCAUUCAAUCCGAGAGUAAUGAUUCUCUACCUAGAUCAUCUUCAGUUAAACCCGUGUUGAAUUAUUCCAUCAGAACAGGUGAAGAAUUUGCCCUAGAAUUCAUGCGGGACCGUGUAAACCCCAGAAUGCCCUUCGUCCAAUUUCCCACAGGUGACCCUGGUCACACAACAAACUACCUGGAACUCAAGGGCCUUUUAGGAAUUAGCCAUACGGGAUCCGAAGGUGGGUCCGAAAUCCCCAUGCUGAAUACUAUAGAAAGAACCGCAAAGGAUCUUGACAACAACAGUACACGAGGAGCUAUUCAUGAUUAUGCUUCUUCUUCUAGUGCUUCAGAUAAUUCAUCAAAAAUCAAGAUUUUAUGUAGUUUUGGUGGAAAAAUAUUACCACGUCCAAGUGAUGGAAAGCUUAGAUAUGUUGGAGGAAAUACGCGAAUUAUCCGUAUAAAAAGAGAUAUUUUUUGGCAAGAAUUACGCCAAAAAGUGAUGGAAAUUUAUAUAGAAACUUAUGCGAUAAAAUAUCAGCUUCCUGGUGAAGAUCUUGAUGCUUUAGUUUCUGUUUCUUCUGAUGAAGAUUUACAGAAUAUGAUGGAGGAAUGUAGUGUGUUAGGUAUAGGUGAAGGGUCACAAAAGCUUAGAUUGUUUCUAUUCUCUUUGAGUGACUUGGAUGAUUCCAAUUCCAUCCAUUCUAAUUCCGGAGGGGAUUCCGAAUUCCAGUUUGUAGUUGCUGUAAACGGAAUGGACAUGGGGGGUUCAAGAAAGGAAUCGAGCAUGCAUGGUUUAAUGAGAUCUUCUGCUAAUAAUCUAAACGAGCUUGAUACACAAAAUGUCGAUGUUCCAUCUUCGAUUCCCGUGUUCCCUUCCACAGGAGAUAAAUCCCCUGUAGAAACUCCAGCAUCGGUCCCACUCCAACAAAAUAUAAAAUCUCCUAGAGACGACUUGGAGGGAAAGUUACCUCCAAAAUCUAAAACAAAUGAGGAAAAACACCAUGAACAAGUACACGUGUCCUCAAAAGCUGUUACACCUAAUGAAAACGAUUCGUGUGCAACUAACAGUGUUGUGGGUCCCGAUAACUCCGGGUCUGAUCUUAUUGAUUUGAGUUACCUUGAGCCCCCGCCACCUGUCGUGCCACCUGUCGCACCCCCACGUGUUUAUCAUUCCGAGAGGAUCCCACGUGGGCCCACGGAGUUUAAUCGGUUGACCAAGUCAGAUGAUUCACUCGGUUCUCAAUUCCUUGUUUCUCAAUUACAAUCCGAUGUUGACACAUCGGAAUCCAUUGAAGAUCCACCUUCUCAAAAUGAAGAAAAUCAGGUUCAGAAUCAGAAUGAUGGUAGUGCUGCCGCCAGUGGUGGUCAUGGUCAGGCUCAGGCGGCUAGUGGUGUCACCACCACCGGUGCUCCGGCGGCUAGUGGUGGUUCCCGGGCGGAGCAUGGGGACAUUCUGAUUGAUAUAAACGACAGGUUUCCGCGUGAUUUUUUAUCUGAUGUGUUUGCAAGGGCAAUGGCGGAAGAUUCACCUGGAAUGGGUGUAUUACCACAAGAUGGAACAAAUUUGAGCAUGAACAUUGCAAAUCAUGAACCUAAAAACUGGUCCUUUUUCCAGAAAUUAGCAGGUGAUGAAUUCAGAAACAAGGAUGAUCAUGUUUCUCUUAUCGAUCAAGAUCAUCUUGUGUUUUUAUCUGGACUUCACAAUAUUAAAGAAGAAGCUUCUGUGGUUCAUAAAGAUGAUCACACUUCCAUUGAAGAUGAAGAAAAGUCAACAACAUCUUUGCAACCGAGUUACAAUCCUUCACAGAUGGAAGCCAAUGAGGGGAUACAGUUUGAGGAUUUAACAGAAAACAUGAGAGUUCCAGAUUCAGAGUAUGAGGUUGAAACAAGAAAUGAAGCACUACCUUCUAUCGAUCUUUCUCUGGGUGAUCUUGAUAUCAGUUCUUUACAGAUUAUAAGAAAUGAAGAUCUUGAAGAAUUAAGGGAGCUUGGAUCUGGUACUUUUGGUACAGUGUACCAUGGAAAAUGGAGAGGGACAGAUGUCGCGAUCAAGCGCAUCAAGAAAAGCUGUUUUGCAGGGAGAUCAUCUGAACAAGAAAGACUGACAAUAGAGUUUUGGAGGGAAGCUGAUAUUCUGUCAAAGCUUCAUCAUCCAAAUGUAAUGGCAUUUUAUGGUGUAGUACAAGAUGGACCUGAUGGAACUUUAGCUACUGUAACAGAAUUCAUGGUUGAUGGUUCAUUAAGACAUGUUUUACUUCGCAAAGAUAGGCAUCUUGAUCACCGAAAAAGGCUUAUAAUUGCAAUGGAUGCAGCAUUUGGAAUGGAAUAUCUACACUCAAAGAACAUUGUUCAUUUCGAUUUAAAAUGUGACAAUUUGUUGGUGAACAUGAAAGAUUCUUCUCGCCCUAUAUGCAAGGUAGGUGACUUUGGACUUUCAAAAAUCAAACGCAACACUUUGGUUUCAGGUGGAGUCAGAGGAACACUCCCAUGGAUGGCUCCAGAGCUACUAAAUGGUGGCAGCAAUAAAGUUUCUGAGAAGGUUGAUGUUUUCUCAUUUGGGAUUGUGUUAUGGGAGAUUCUUACUCGCGAAGAGCCAUAUGCAAAUAUGCAUUAUGGUCAAAUCAUAGGUGGUAUUGUGAACAACACACUUAGACCCACAAUUCCAAGUGAUUGUGACCCGGAGUGGAGAAGGUUGAUGGAGCAAUGUUGGGCCCCGGAUCCUGUUGUGAGGCCGUCUUUUACAGAAAUAACAAAUCAAUUACGGGUCAUGUCUGCUGCUUGUCAGCAACAGAGUAAAGGGCAUCACAAGGCGUCCUAGUAGAUUGCUUUGUUGUUCAAACGCUUAUAUAUAUACAAACAUGGUGUACUUUAUCAUGCAUAAACUCAUAUUAUUAUUAUUAUUGUAUUUGUUUCCAUUUGGAUAUUUCAUAACAUACAUGUCAAGUGGAUAUUGUACGGACGGGAGAAAUGUAAAAUGAUGAAACAAGGACUUGUUAUUUAAUA